Protomyces lactucae-debilis is the source of this 828-nucleotide messenger RNA. Its product is annotated as Alpha/beta knot methyltransferase. Lineage: Eukaryota; Fungi; Ascomycota; Taphrinomycetes; Taphrinales; Protomycetaceae. The annotation marks the transcript as partial. Gene Ontology annotation, molecular function: RNA methyltransferase activity; RNA binding. The transcript has a single exon. The record is from RefSeq and is a predicted model, not a curated record. Gene Ontology annotation, biological process: rRNA methylation.
CUACAUUAUUUAUAUGGUGCCAAUGCUGCACUUGCUGCAAUCAGAUCUAAGAAACGAACAAUCUAUAAUGUGUUCAAUGCCGAAGUCCAUCAAGAAUCAGUGACUUCCAAGAGUAUCCUUGCAGCUGCGAGAAAGAGCAACCUCGAAGUCCUUCGAAAGUCUCGUAACGAGCUUGAUCGCAUGUCGCUUGGGAAGCCACACAACAACAUCGUUUUGUCGUGUAGCGAUUUGCCAAGGCUUCUCGUCCAAGGACUAGGUGACAAAGACCAAGGCUGGCGACCCAUUCUUGCCAAUCAAGACCCAAUGAGCGCAUCUCUUGCACUCUCUGGUGCGGAAGUAGACACUCCACCAGUCUAUGUACUAUUAGACGAAGUCACCGAUCCGCAAAACAUGGGCAGCAUCCUGCGAUCUGCGUACUUUCUUGGCUGUGCAGGCGUCGUCCUCUCUGCUCGUAAUUGUUGCUCCAUCACGCCCACUGUCGUCAAAGUCUCUAGUGGAGCGAGCGAAUUUGUCCCGAUUCUACAUGCAGACUCGGUCGUCUCCUUCAUCAAGCAGAGCCGCAAGAAUGGGUGGCGCUGUGUCGCCACGGUCGGUCGUGAAGAGGCAGCUUUAUUGCGCGUCAAGAACAGAUUGACUGAAGUGAAAGCGUUGAAGGAUCGCAAGACACCUGUGCUGUUGAUUCUAGGCAGCGAGGGUAGUGGUCUGCGCACCAAUGUGAAGGCUGCUUGCACGACAUUGACCUCCAUUGCCUCGCCUGCACGGAUAGACACAACUGUGGAGUCACUCAACGUUGGUGUAGCCGCUGCAAUCCUGCUUCAUCAGCUUUUA